GGCAACGGGGGGGGAGGGGGGGGGAUGCCGCGCUGGCGACGGGCUCGGGUCUGGGAGCCGGCUGAGGGAUGCGGGUGGGUGGUGGCCAGGAUGGGGGUGGGCUGAUGCGCUCGCAUCCGAAGCCGCAGUUCCCGAAGGCAUCUCUCAGCUGUCGGCAGCAUCCCGGUGGUGAGGGGCCGCUCUGCCCCGACCCCGUCCUGCGGCACCAUGGCGGGGAGCGCUGAGAUGGCAUCGCUGGAGGAGAGCUUCCGCAAGUUCGCCAUCUAUGGUGACACCAAGGCCACGGGGCAGGAGAUGAAUGGGAAGAACUGGGCCAAGCUGUGCAAGGACUGCAAAGUCAUCGACGGCAAAAGUGUCACCGGCACCGACGUGGACAUUGUGUUCUCCAAGGUGAAAGGGAAGACAGCCCGCGUCAUCAACUACGAGGAGUUCAAGAAGGCCCUGGAGGAGCUGGCCCCGAAGCGCUUUAAGGACAAGGGCAAGGAGGAGGCGUACGAGGCCAUCUGCCAGCUGGUGGCUGGGAAGGAGCCCAUUAAUGUGGGCGUCACGAAAGCCAAGAAUGUGGGCGCCGUGGAGCGGCUGACGGACACCUCCAAGUACACGGGGUCACACAAGGAGCGCUUCGACGAGACGGGCAAAGGCAAGGGGAAGAGCGGGCGGGAGAACAUCGUGGACAACAGCGGCUACGUCAGCGCCUACAAGAACGCGGGCACCUACGAUGCCAAAGUGAAAAAGUAGGGACUGCCCCACGCGCUCACCGCCUUCGGUCACGUCGGCCUCGGGACACGGCCGCAGGGCCUGGGAGGCUGCACCGGGGCCAGCCCCAUGCUGGCGGGAUGUCGGAUGCUUCGGGCGAGCGGCCGGGCUCCGUCUCAGCGCCGCGUCCGUCCUUCGUGCAUCACCCCCCGCCUCUGCAGCGCUGCUCCAUGGGGUGCCCUGCCGGCACCUCGGCCCUCCCUACCUCAGGCCCUGCGGGACCGCAGCCCACCCUCCCCAUCCCUGGCGUCGCAGCCUUCCCAUCUCCCCGUUGGGAUGCCGCUUGCCAUGGGUCCCAUCGCCCAGCACAGCUCCCAGAAUGGGGUCCCAACCACCACCAAAGGUCCCUGAGCCCCCAUCUCUGCACCCACGUGGGCUCCCACUGCCCCCAAGGAGCCUGAACCAAAGGAUGCCGCAGCCCCGCGCUGUCACCCCGCAAUAAAGCCCCCUCCGCACUGAC
Phasianus colchicus (ring-necked pheasant) is the source of this 1216-nucleotide messenger RNA. It is a transcript of the gene TPPP3, whose product is annotated as tubulin polymerization promoting protein family member 3. Gene Ontology annotation, molecular function: tubulin binding. NCBI's taxonomy places the organism in Eukaryota, Metazoa, Chordata, Aves, Galliformes, Phasianidae. Gene Ontology annotation, cellular component: microtubule. The record is from RefSeq and is a predicted model, not a curated record. Gene Ontology annotation, biological process: microtubule polymerization; positive regulation of protein polymerization; microtubule bundle formation.